Molecule: messenger RNA, 459 nt
Organism: Gregarina niphandrodes
Lineage: Eukaryota; Apicomplexa; Conoidasida; Eugregarinorida; Gregarinidae
Product: putative transmembrane protein
Exons: 3
Coding region: 1-459 (152 amino acids)
Source: RefSeq, a predicted model, not a curated record
AUGGUAUCCUGGACGCCUGGAAAAGCCGAAGUCGCGGUUGGCAAGUUUAUGCACCUGUUUGCCAGUCUCUUGACCCUCGUGGUCGGACUUGUUCAUCUUUCGAAACGGAAGCCUCGCAUCCACUGGCCUGACAGCGGUUUUAUCACCGACAACAACAUAUAUUGGAGGUACCAGAUGUUCAGCUUUGCGCCAAGUGUUUUUAUCGACAACUGGACGGCUGUUGUCCUCGGUGGUUGGGGCAUCAUGUCCCAUCUCCAGGUAUCGGGGCGCUUUCUUGGCGCACCCGCCAAGAGUUUCAUCACGGCCAGCAUCUUCCUCAUCUUUAUGGGGUUGUUUGGUACUUUGGCGUAUGCCGGAGGAUUGGGAAUAAUCUUCUCGAUUUUCACGUUUUUGGCCGCUGUCAUUGCAUUGGUUUUGGCGUUCACCAACAACCAGUCCGCAUCCCUGGAGAUCCACUGA